Messenger RNA from Debaryomyces hansenii CBS767, 936 nucleotides. RefSeq names its product proteasome regulatory particle lid subunit. NCBI's taxonomy places the organism in Eukaryota, Fungi, Ascomycota, Pichiomycetes, Serinales, Debaryomycetaceae. The record is from RefSeq and is a predicted model, not a curated record. Gene Ontology annotation, cellular component: proteasome regulatory particle, lid subcomplex. Gene Ontology annotation, biological process: proteasome-mediated ubiquitin-dependent protein catabolic process; protein deubiquitination. The coding region runs from base 1 to 936 and encodes 311 amino acids. The transcript has a single exon. Gene Ontology annotation, molecular function: metallopeptidase activity; protein binding; proteasome binding.
AUGGAAAGAUUACAAAGAUUGUUAGGAUCAGGUGGUGGACUAGGAGGAGCACCACCUCCAACAGAUGGACCAGCAAUUGAUAAUGCUGAAACAGUACAUAUAUCGUCAUUGGCGUUGUUGAAGAUGUUGAAGCAUGGACGUGCUGGGGUUCCAAUGGAAGUGAUGGGGUUGAUGUUAGGAGAGUUUGUUGAUGACUUUACGAUCCACGUUAUCGAUGUAUUUGCCAUGCCUCAAUCUGGUACAGGGGUAUCUGUUGAAGCAGUGGAUGACGUUUUCCAGACUAAAAUGAUGGAUAUGUUGAGACAAACAGGUAGAGAUCAAAUGGUGGUCGGAUGGUACCAUUCACAUCCAGGGUUUGGUUGUUGGUUAUCAUCUGUCGAUGUGAACACACAACAAUCGUUCGAGCAGUUGAAUAAGAGAGCUGUGGCAGUUGUGGUGGAUCCAAUCCAGUCUGUCAAGGGUAAGGUUGUCAUUGAUGCCUUCAGAACCAUUGACACCACCACGUUGAUGAUGGGCCAAGAACCCCGUCAAACUACUUCUAACGUGGGGCAUUUAAACAAGCCUUCCAUUCAAGCAUUAAUCCAUGGGUUGAACCGUCACUACUACUCAUUGAAUAUCGAUUAUCACAAAACUUCCUAUGAGACCAACAUGCUCUUAAACUUGCACAAGAAAAACUGGCAAUCUGGUUUGAAAAUGGUCGACUAUAACCAUAAGGAACAUGAGAACUUAGAGAAUACUGAAACGAUGGUCAAGAUUGCAGAAUUAUACAACCAGAGAGUAAAAGAAGAACAGGAAUUGCUGGAAGAACAAUUGAAGACAAGAUACGUCGGUAAACAAGAUCCAAAGAAGCACUUAUCUGAUACCGCUGAAGCAUCUAUCGAAGAAAAUGUUACUUCAUUAUUAACAGGAAAUAUUAAUAGUUUAGCUAUUCAUUAG